AUGCCGCGGAGGCGGGGUUGGGGCUGGGGCCUGCGGCGAGGGUGGCAUUCGGGGUGGCGCAGGACGCCCGCUUACCUAGGCGCGCAGGCGGCCGGGCACACUGAGGGCGGCGGCGGGGAGGCUGGCGGCGGACCAGGGGAAGCAGCCCGCCCGAAGCAGCAGGGAUCUGCUCUCUGCAGGGCCUCAGCCCUGAGCCAAGCAAGGAGGGCGGGAGGGGGGCUCGGGGCGUGGCCUGGGCGGGGCGUGGGCGGGGUCAUCACCGCGCUCGGGCCCCCUCAGCGCGAGCCACCUCUUCCCGGACCCCCGCCCCACGCAAGGUGGCCCCGCCCCCAGCCCCGCCCCGCUGCUCGCUUGGCCGGAGUCCAGCAGUACGUUUCGGGGCUUCCCUCUGCCUCCUGCCUGGCCCCUGCCCAGUUUACCCUGGGGGCAGCUGGCACCCAGCGCAAGCAGGGCAGACAACCAGCUCACAAUGAUGAUGCCUCCCGCCAAUCUGGGCCCUACGCCCACCUCAGCUUCCCAGCGUGGGGGCCUACGGAUCCCAGUCUUGUUAAGAAUCCAGAAGCCAGGUGCCAGGUGACUUUCCAACUUUGCUCCUGGAAUUCUCCUUGCCCGAGGGAGGGGGAGGCGGCUUCGGAGAAGGUGGAGGGCCUCCCAGCCCCCAUUUUCACCCGGAGCCCCAGGCCCUCCCUCGCUCCAGCCUCUCUCCCGCCCGAGAUUGGAGGCUACGAGGUGCAAACGCGCCCUCCCCCAAACUCCUCCCGCCCCCAACUCUGGGCUGGGAACUCGGCGGGGUCGGCCUCUCGAUUUCGCCUUCCCGCCCCGAGCCCCCAGCACUGCGGGAGCCGGUCGUGCAGCGCGGAGCCCCGCACGUCCACUCCCCGCGCGCCCCCACGCGCGCAGCCCGGCAGCCCGGCAGCCCCGGGCCCAGCCCCUUCCCCUCGCCGCCAUCCGCUGUGCGUCCGAGUGGGCGCGGGGACCCGAUGCCCAGGGUCCCGGGCGCUGGAGCGGGUUUGGGAGCUGCAGCUUCCCGUGCGUGCCGCGCGCUCCUUUGCGACUCAUUCAUUCGACAAACCCUGGGGCCUGGCUCUCGGAGGCAGGGGAGAGUGUGUGCGGUCUGGUCAGGCCAGGCUGGAGGACCUCCCCCGCAUAGGGACCCUUCUCUGGGCUGCCUUCAUCCUAAAGCAUUGCACCUCUUCCAAGAAGCCCUCCCUGACUGUUCACCUGGUCUAUGGUCCUCCAGAGUUGCCCUAUCCCAGCCCCUGCUCCUGGUUUUUUGGGGUGCCCCUUGGUAGUCAAGGCCGCUGGGACAGGGCCAUGGAAGCUGCAGGUCCUGGACGUGUGCGGAGGCGAGGCAGCCCUGGUGUCAUCUUGCAUGGGCCAAAUGUGUGUGGCUCUCGCUUUUAUGCCUUCUGCUGCCCCGGCUGGAGGACGCUGCCCGGCGGGAACCAAUGUGUUGUGCCUGUCUGCAGGAAUGCCUGUGCUGAGGGCUUUUGCUCCCAGCCCAACCUGUGCACCUGUGCGGAUGGGACACUGGCCCCCAGCUGCGGGGUAAGCCGAGGGUCGGGGUGUGCUGUGAGCUGCAUGAACGGAGGCAGCUGCCGGGGGGAGUCCUGUCUAUGCCAGAGGGGCUACACGGGCACCGUGUGUGGACAGCCCAUCUGUGAUCGCGGCUGCCACAAUGGGGGACGUUGCAUUGGGCCUAACCGCUGUGCAUGUGUGUACGGAUUCAUGGGGCCUCAGUGUGAGAGAGACUACCGGACUGGACCCUGCUUUAGCCAAGUGGGCCCUGAGGGGUGCCUGCGCCAGCUGACAGGCCUCGUGUGCACCAAGGCACUCUGUUGUGCCACUGUGGGCCACACCUGGGGCCUCCUGUGCGAGCCCUGUCCUGCACAACCACACCCUUGCCGCCGUGGCUUUAUUCCUAGCAUCCGCACAGGAGCCUGCCAAGAUGUGGAUGAGUGCCAGGCCAUCCUGGGCCUGUGCCAGGGUGGCAGCUGUAUCAACACAGUGGGUUCCUUCCAGUGCCGCUGCCCAGCUGGACACCAGCUCAGUGACAGUGGUGUUACGUGUGAAGAUGUGGAUGAGUGUCUCACUGUGCCCGGCCUCUGCUCCGGGGGUGGCUGCACCAACACAGUUGGGAGCUACGUGUGCACCUGUCCCCGAGGCUUUGCCAGCAGCCUGGAUGGAGCCCAUUGCCUGGACCGCCGGGUAGGCACCUGCUUCUCAGCACUAAUCGGGGGCCACUGUGGUGGAGACCUUCCUGGUCACUACACUCGCAGGCAGUGCUGCUGUGACAAGGGCAGGUGCUGGGCGACUAUCCCAGUCCCAGAGCUGUGUCCUCUGCGGGGCUCUGAUGAAUCCCAGCGACUGUGUGCCCGGGGGCUCCCGCUACUGCCCUCCUACCCUCGUCUCUUCCCCGGCCUCCCAGGCUUUGGAUCCAAUGGUAUGGGAUCCGUGGGACCAGCACAACAAGCCCACAUGCUUCCCAUGGGCCUGGGGUCCCCAGCCUGGGCCCUGGCACCUCCAACAUUGGUGAGGCCUAGGACUCAGGAAUACAGUUCCAAGACCAUGGGCACAGCCACUCUGAAUCAGACUAUCGACAUCUGCCGCCACUUCACCAACCUGUGUCUCAAUGGCCGCUGUCUGCCCACUCCCUCUAGCUAUCGCUGUGAAUGCAACUUGGGCUACACCCAGGAUGUGCGGGGCGAGUGUAUCGAUGUGGAUGAAUGCACCAGCAGCCCCUGUCGCCACGGUGACUGUGUCAAUAUCCCUGGCUCCUACCACUGCUGGUGCCACCAGGGCUUCCAGGCCACGCUCACCAAACAGAGUGUGGUGCCUCCUGACUGCUUGCCUGCCUUCCUCUCACCAGAUGUGGAUGAGUGCAUCAGCCGAGGUGGCCUUUGCCACCUGGGCCGCUGUGUCAACACGGAGGGGAGUUUCCAGUGUGUGUGCAAUGCAGGCUUCGAGCUCAGCCCUGAUGGCAGGAGCUGUGUGGACCACAACGAAUGUGCCGUCAGCACCAUGUGCCUGAAUGGUAUGUGUAUCAAUGAGGAUGGUAGCUUCACGUGUCUCUGCAAGCCUGGCUUCCUGCUGGCUCCUGGUGGCCACUACUGUGUGGACAUUGAUGAGUGCCAGACACCAGGCAUCUGCAUGAAUGGCCACUGCACCAACACUGAGGGCUCCUUCCGCUGCCAGUGCCUGGGGGGGCUGGCGGUGGGUGCAGAUGGCCACGUGUGUGUGGACACCCACAUGCACAGCACGUGCUAUGGGAUUGUGGAGCAGGGCUCCUGCACCCGCCCCUUCCCUGGCACUGUCACCAAAUCUGAAUGCUGCUGUGCCAACCCGGACCAUGGGUUUGGGGAACCCUGCCAGCUUUGUCCUGCCAAGAACUCUGCCGAAUUCCAGGCCCUCUGUAGCAGUGGACUUGGCAUCACCACAGAUGGGCGAGACAUCAAUGAGUGUGCCCUGGACCCUGAGGUCUGCACCCAUGGCAUGUGUGAGAACCUUCGGGGCAGCUACCGCUGCAUCUGCAACCUGGGUUAUGAGGCAGGCGCCUCAGGCAAGGACUGCAUAGAUGUGGAUGAGUGCGCCCUCAACAGCCUCCUGUGUGACAGCGGGCGAUGCCGAAACAGCCCUGGCAGCUACAGCUGCUCCUGCCCACAGGGUUUCAGCUUCCGCCAAGACACAGAGACCUGCGAAGACAUCGACGAGUGCUCCUCCAGCCCGUGCGUGAAUGGUGUGUGCCGGAACCUGGCGGGCUCCUAUGCCUGUGAAUGUGCCCCUGGCAGCCGGCUGGGACCCUCUGGGACCAUGUGUGUAGAUAGUACCAAAGGCACCUGCUGGCUGCAGAUCCAGGAUGGCCAUUGUGAGGUGAACCUACAGGGAGCAACUCUGCGGUCCGAAUGCUGUGCCACCCUCGGGGCUGCCUGGGGGAGCCCCUGCGAGCGCUGCGAGAUCGACCCCACCUGUUCACGUGGCUUUGCCCGAAUGAAGGGUCUCACCUGUGAAGAUGUGAACGAAUGUGAGUCCUUCCCUGGGGUCUGUCUGAAUGGUGGCUGCAUUAACACUAAAGGCUCCUUUCACUGUGAGUGUCCCCAGGGCCUGACACUGGACACCUCAGGCCGGCUGUGUGUUGACGUGAGGCUGGAGCUGUGUUUCCUGCAGUUUGACGAGGACUACUGUGGGGUCCCCCUGCCUGGCAAGUACCGGAUGGACGUUUGCUGCUGCUCCAUCGGGGUCUCGUGGGGAGCUGAGUGCAAGGCUUGCCCAGAGCCUGACUCCCCGGAGUUUGCCAGCCUCUGUCCCCGCGGGCUGGGCUUUGCCAGCCAGGACUUCCUGUCUGGCCGGCCCUUCUAUAAAGAUGUGAAUGAAUGCAAAGCGUUCCCUGGGCUCUGCACCUAUGGCACCUGCCGUAAUACUGUGGGCAGCUUCCACUGUUCCUGUCCCAAGGGCUUUGUCCUGGAUCCCCAGGAGAGGAACUGCACAGACAUUGACGAGUGUCACAUCUCCCCUGACCUCUGCGGCCAGGGCGCCUGUGUCAACACCCUGGGUAGCUUUGAAUGCGAGUGUUUCCCUGGCUACAAGAGUAGCAUCAUGCUGGCGAAAACCUGCAUGGACGUGGAUGAGUGUGUGAGGGACCCACUGCUCUGCCGGGGAGGUACCUGUACCAACACAGAGGGGAGCUACAAGUGCCAGUGUCCCUCUGGACAUGAGCUAACAGCCCAGGGCACUACCUGUGAGGAUGUUGACGAGUGUGCCCUGAGUGACGGCCUGUGUCCCCAUGGCCAGUGCGUCAAUGUGAUUGGUGCCUUCCGGUGCUCCUGCCACACAGGGUUCCAGGGCACACCUGACCGCCAGGGCUGCAUGGACAUCAAUGAGUGCCAAGUGCAGAAUGGUGGCUGUGACAUAUACUGUGUGAACACUGAGGGCAGCUUCAGGUGCAGCUGCAGUCAGGGCUACUCGCUGAUGCCUGAUGGGAGGGCCUGUGCAGACGUGAACGAGUGUGAAGAGAACCCGAGCAUCUGUGGCCAGGGCCAGUGCACCAACGUGCCUGGGGGACACCACUGCCUGUGUUAUGAUGGCUUCACCACCACACCGGACACAAGGACAUGUGUUGAUGUGAAUGAGUGUGACCUGAACCCCCACAUCUGUCUCCAUGGGAACUGUGAGAAUACAAAGGGGUCUUUUGUCUGCCACUGCCAGCUGGGCUACAUCUUCAGGAAGGGGACCAUGGGCUGCUCUGACAUGGACGAAUGUGAGCUGGGAGGGGACAACUGUGACAGCCACGCCUCCUGUCUCAACAUACCUGGGAGUUUCAGCUGCAGGUGUCAGCCAGGCUGGGUGGGGGAUGGCCUCGAAUGCCAUGAUCUGGAUGAAUGUGCCAUCCAGGAACAUCAAUGCAGCCCAAGGGCUGAUUGCCUCAAUGCACCCGGGUCCUACCACUGUGCCUGCCACCCAGGAUUUGCUGGUGACGGCUUCUCCUGUGAAGACAGGGACGAAUGUGCUGAGGACAUGAACCUCUGUGAGAAUGGGCAGUGCCUCAAUGUACCCGGUGGAUACCGCUGUGAAUGUGAGAUGGGCUUCAACCCCGCCGAGGACCAUCAGACCUGCCACGAUGUGGACGAGUGUGCUCUUGGAGACAUCUGCAUGUUCGGGAGCUGUGAGAACCUGCCUGGAAUGUUCCGCUGUAUGUGUGACAAUGGCUAUGAGCAGGACCAAAGUGGCAGCAACUGUGCAGAUAUCAACGAGUGUGCAGACCCUGUGAACUGCAUUAAUGGCCUGUGUGUCAACACCCCUGGCAGCUACCUCUGCAACUGCCCCCAGGAUUUUGAGCUGAACCCCAGUAGGGUGGGCUGCGUGGACACCCGGGCAGGGAACUGUUUCCUGGACACCCAUGACCGAGGGGACAGUGGCAUUUCCUGCAGUGCUGAGGUUGGAGUUGGUGUCACCCGAGCCUCCUGCUGUUGCUCCCUAGGCCAGGCCUGGGGCAACCCCUGUGAACUGUGCCCCGUGGGAAACACCACUGAAUACAGAACCCUGUGCCCAGGUGGUGAGGGUUUUCGGCCCAAUCCCAUCACUGUCAUUCUGGAAGACAUUGAUGAGUGCCAGGAGCUUCCCGGUCUGUGCCAGGGAGGAGACUGUGCCAACACCUUUGGCAGCUUCCAGUGCCAGUGCCCACGUGGAUACCACCUCAAAGAGGACACCCGCAUCUGUGAGGAUAUCGAUGAAUGCUCUGUGCACCCAGGCAUCUGUGCCCCUGGCACAUGCUACAACACCCUGGGGAACUACACCUGUGUCUGCCCUGCGGAGUACCUGCAAGUCAACGGCGGCAAGCACUGCAUGGACAUGAGAGAGAGUGUGUGUUCCCGGCACUAUAACGGCACGUGUGAGAACGAGCUGCCCUUGAACGUGACCCGGAGGAUGUGCUGCUGCUCCUACAACAUUGGCCGGGCCUGGAACAGACCCUGUGAGGCCUGCCCCACCCCUGCCAGCCCUGACUACCAGAUCCUGUGUGGGAACCCAGUCCCCGGCUUCGUCAUUGACAUCCACACGGAAGCCCCUUGUCCCUGAUGGCUACUGUGACCCCUAGAUAUUGACGAGUGUGGGGAGAUCCCAGCCAUCUGUGCCCAUGGCAUCUGCAUCAACCAAAUUGGGAGCUUCCGCUGCGAGUGUCCCCUGGGCUUCGAGUACAACAGUAACUUGCUGACCUGCGAAGAUGUGGAUGAGUGUACCAGUAGAAAUCAUCCCUGCCAGAGGAAUGCAGACUGUGUCAACAUCCCUGGCAGCUACCGCUGUGAGUGUGCCCGAGGCUUCAAGCUGUCGCCCAGUGGGGCCUGUGUAGGACGGAAUGAGUGCGAGGAGAUCCCGAAUGUCUGUAGCCAUGGUGACUGUGUGGACACGGAGGGCAGCUACCUGUGCCUGUGUCACCAGGGCUUCCAGGCCUCGGCGGACCAGACCCUGUGCAUGGAUCUGGAUGAAUGUGACCAACAGCCAUGUGGAAAUGGGACCUGCAAGAACAUCGUUGGCUCCUACAGCUGCCUCUGUUUCCCUGGCUUUGUAGCAACGCACAAUGGGGACUGUGUGGAUGUUGAUGAGUGUACUACCUUGGUGGGACAGGUGUGCCGAUUUGGCCAGUGCCUCAAUAUGGCUGGCUCCUUCCGGUGUCUGUGCCAGGAUGGCUUCGAGCUCACGGCUGAUGGGAAGAAUUGUAUGGACAUCAAUGAGUGUCUUAGCCUCACGGGAACCUGCCGGUCCGGCACUUGUCAGAACCUCGAGGGCUCCUUCCACUGCAUCUGCCCCGCUGGCUUCCAGGUGCAGAGUGACCACUGUGUUGAUAUCAACGAAUGCUUGGAGGAGCCUAACCUUUGCCUCUCUGGCACCUGUACCAACAGUCCCGGGAGCUUCCAGUGCCUCUGCCCUCUUGGCUUUGUCCUCUCUGACAAUGGACACCAUUGCUUUGACAUGCGUCAGAGUUUCUGCUUCACUGGGUUUGAGGCUGGGAAAUGCUUGGUGCCCAAAGCUUUCAACACCACCAAGACCCGGUGCUGCUGCAGUAAGAGGCCUGGGGAAGGCUGGGGCGACCCCUGUGAGCUGUGUCCUCAGGAGGGCAGUGCUGCUUUUCAGGAACUCUGUCCCUUUGGCCAUGGGGCAGUCCCAGGACCAGAUGACACUAGAGAAGAUGUGAAUGAGUGUGCAGAGAACCCCAGUAUCUGUGCUAAUGGCCUUUGUAUUAACACCGACGGGUCCUUCCGCUGUGAAUGUCCCUUUGGCUAUAGCCUGGACUUCACCGGCAUCAGCUGUGUGGACACAGAUGAGUGCUCUGUCGGGCACCCCUGUGGAGAAGGCACGUGCACCAAUGUCAUUGGAGGUUUUGAAUGUGCCUGUGCUGAUGGCUUUGAGCCUGGCCCCAUGGUGACCUGUGAGGACAUUGACGAGUGCUCCUUGAACCCGCUGCUCUGUGCCUUUCGAUGCCACAACACUGAGGGAUCCUACCUGUGCACCUGCCCAGCCGGCUAUGCCCUGCGGGAGGACGGGGCCAUGUGCCGAGAUGUGGACGAGUGUGCAGAUGGGUUGCAAGAUUGUCACAUCCAAGGAAUGCUGUGCAAGAACCUCAUCGGGACUUUUUCCUGCAUCUGUCCCCCAGGCAUGCAGCCACAGCCUGGUUCUGAGGAGGGCUGCACAGAUGAGGACGAAUGCCACACUCAGCCCAGCCUCUGUGCUCAUGGACACUGUGUCAAUACUGUGGGCAGCUUCCAGUGCAACUGUGACGAGGGCUUCCAGCCCAGCCCCACUCUCACCGAGUGCCAUGACAUCCGGCAGGGGCUGUGCUUCACAGAAGUGCUGCAGGCUAUGUGCCAGGCCCGGUCAAGCGGUAUUGAAGCUGUGUCCAGGGCUGCAUGCUGCUGUGGAGGCGGCCGGGCCUGGGGAUCCCAUUGCGAGCUCUGUCCCCUGCCUGGCACUUCCACCUACAGGAAGCUGUGUCCCCACGGCUCAGGCUACACGACUGAGGGCCUAGAUGUGAACGAAUGCCAUGUGCUUGCUCACCUGUGCCCCCAUGGCGAGUGCAUUAACAGCAUUGGCUCCUUCCGCUGCCACUGCCAGGCUGGGUACACCCUGGACUCCACUGCCAUUUCCUGCAUUGACGUGGACGAGUGCAGCCAGAACCCCAAGCCAUGUUCCUUCCUCUGCAAAAACACGGAGGGCAGCUUCCUGUGCGCCUGCCCCCGCGGCUACCUGCUGGAAGAAGAUGGCAAGAUCUGCAAGGACCUGGAUGAGUGCUCCUCCAGGCAGCAUAACUGCCAGUUCAUCUGCCUCAACACCAUCGGUGCCUUCACCUGCCGUUGUCCUCCCGGCUUCAUCCAGCGCCACCAGGCCUGCUUCGACAAUAACGAAUGCUUGACCCAACCUGGCCCAUGUGGCACCCGAGGACACUGCCACAACACCCCAGGCAGCUUCCGCUGUGAGUGCUACCAAGGAUUCACCCUGGACAGCUCUGGCCGUAGCUGUGAAGAUAUAGAUGAAUGUGACGGUCCCCAUCGCUGCCAGCACGGCUGUCAGAAUGAGCUGGGAGGCUACCGCUGCAGCUGUCCCCAGGGCUUCACCCAACACUCCCAGUGGGCCCAGUGUGUGGAUGAGAAUGAGUGUGCAUUGUCACCCAUGGCCUGUGGCAGUGCCUCCUGCCACAACACCCUUGGUGGCUUCCACUGUGUCUGCCCCUCUGGCUUCGAAUUCAACCAGGCCCUUGGGGGCUGCCAGGAUGUGGAUGAGUGUGCCAACCGUGACAGCCCUUGCAGCUAUGGCUGCGCCAACACGCCUGGUGGCUUCUUGUGUGGCUGUCCCCGAGGUUACUUCCGGGCUGGACAAGGGCACUGUGUCUCCGGCUUGGGCUUCCACCCUGGACUUCAGGACACCUCAGAUGAAGUGGAGCCACUGUCAUCUGAAGCCUGCUACGAAUGUAAGAUAAAGGGCUUCUCCUCUCCAGACCGGCCACGACGCAGCACUCACAGGGGCCACCAGGUGAGCUUGGCCACUCUUGAUGCGGAAGUGCCCCUGACCUUGGGCCUGAACCUCUCACGCUUGGGCCAAGCCCAGCAUAUCCUGGAGCUGCGGCCGGCUUUGGAGGGUCUAGAAGGCCAGGUUCGCUAUGUCAUCGUUCAUGGCAACAAGAAAGGUUUCUUCCACAUGCACCACCUGGGUGGCUUUAGCUCCCUGCAGCUGGGGCGUCAGAGGCCAAAGCCUGGGUUGUACCAGCUGGAGGUGGUGAGCGUGGCAGGGGCUCAAAGUGUCCAGCCAGGGCCAGUGGGCCAGGCCUUGCGGCUGAAUCUGAAAUUACAGCUGCUGUAAUUGGGAGGCACCUCUAUGAACCCCAGAACUCCUGAACCAUCUGGAGGUGGAGAUUGUAGAACUAGGAAAAACUGAUGCUCCAGUGGCAGUGGCUGAGCAGGUCAAACCCCAAAACUCAGGAAGAGUGGAAUGCUAUAUCACAUGACCUCAGACAAGCUCAGCCCCAUGCCAGGACCCUCUUUGCCAGCCUGGGGGACCCCAACACUCAGUCUUUCUUGGAGACAGCUAGAAGCUGCAGUGUACCUCCCACACACACACACACAGCCAGGGUCCAUGGGGGGCCCAUUGGUCACUGUUUCUGGUCUAUCUCAGGCUUAAACUUCUAUACUGCACUGUGGCUCACCCCAGGGAGGGGGUUGUCAGUGGGACAUGGGGUGUAGGGCUCAUCCCUCAAAGCAGAAAGGGGAAUCCUGACCCUACAGCCACAGCACCCAUGUUCAUUCCUCCAGG
Molecule: messenger RNA, 10293 nt
Organism: Castor canadensis (American beaver)
Lineage: Eukaryota; Metazoa; Chordata; Mammalia; Rodentia; Castoridae
Source: RefSeq, a predicted model, not a curated record